This is a messenger RNA of Lachnellula hyalina, 4365 nucleotides long. Its product is annotated as ABC transporter. Gene Ontology annotation, cellular component: membrane. Gene Ontology annotation, biological process: transmembrane transport. The record is from RefSeq and is a predicted model, not a curated record. Gene Ontology annotation, molecular function: ABC-type transporter activity; ATP binding; ATP hydrolysis activity. NCBI's taxonomy places the organism in Eukaryota, Fungi, Ascomycota, Leotiomycetes, Helotiales, Lachnaceae. The coding region runs from base 1 to 4365 and encodes 1454 amino acids. The transcript is spliced from 13 exons.
AUGGCUUCAACAUGUCAACCACUGAACGACAAUGUUUUUGGCCCUGUUGUCCAAGGAUGCAGGUCGGGAUUUGAUUUUACACUGUUAUUUGAGCAAACCAUACUUUCAAUUGGCCCUGCCGCAUUGCUUCUACUGUCGACUCCACCAAGACUCCUACGGCUUCUCCAGACAACCCGGAAAACAAUUUCAAGCCGCCUGCGCUCUUUCAAAGCACUGAAUGCUCUACUAUUAGUCGGUGUCCAGCUCGGCUUACUGAUAGCAUGGGCCCCACAACCUCCCACUCGAGCAACUGUGCCUUCCUCAGUUCUUUCUAUUCUAGCUGCCUUAGCCAUUCUAUUCCUCUCGCUACUUGAACACUCGCGAGCAGUCCAGCCUUCUUUUCUAGUCAACGUUUAUCUGCUCGUUUCGUUGUCAUUUGACGCAGUUCAAACUCGAACGCUAUAUCUCAGACACGAGAAGGGCACAAUACUCGGUCUUUUCACAGCCAACAUCGCAAUCAAGGCAACGUUACUACUUCUAGAGAGCAAAAAUAAGCGCAAGUGUCUCAAUCCGCCGUACAAUUCGUACCCACCUGAAGCUAUAAGUGGAGUCUUCAACCGGAGCUUCUUCUGGUGGCUUAACCCCACACUUGCGGAUGGAUUUCGAAAAUUAUUGACCGUGGACGACCUUUUCAAGACCGACAACAACUUACUCUCCAGGCCUUUGCAAGAACGCGCCCGGAAUUAUUGGGAUAAAUACCGCACUUCCACGCGACUUGCCUUGCUUUAUACCAUAUUCCAAUGCAUACGCUUACCAUUGGCACACAUGGUCUUUCCCCGUCUAUGUCUAAUUGGUUUUAAUUAUGCUCAGCCAUUUCUUAUCAACUCUGCCAUUGCUUUCGUCUCUCUCCCGAUCGAAGAGCAGAACAAGAGUGUUGGAUAUGGUCUCAUUGGAGCGGCUGGGCUUAUCUACCUUGGCAUUGCGCUUUCGACCGCUAACUACACACACCAAAUGUACCGAGCAAUCACGAUAUUCAGAGGCUCCACUGUGUCACUAAUCUAUGCCAAGACACUUGAACUACAGGCCGAAGUAUACGACGAGUCGACUGCUCUAACAUUGAUGAGCACUGACAUUGACCGUCUUUCUCUUAGCUUACAGGCAGCUUGUGAGAUAUGGGCGAGAGCUAUCGAACUGUCAAUUGGAUUGUGGCUUCUGGAAAGACAGAUGGGUUGGAUCUGUGUGGCCCCUUUAUUCAUUGUAGCUGGGUCGAUUUUUUUUUCUAGCAAAGUCGCUACACGCAUGGGCCCACGACAAAGGGAAUGGUUGAAAGGUAUCCAGCGCCGCGUUGGCAUGACUUCUUCGAUGCUAGGGUCGAUGAAAAGUGUCAAGAUGAUGGGAAUCUCCGACAAUCUAUCUGAGAGCCUCCAAAAGCAUCGAAUAUUUGAAUUGGAAUUGUCCAAGAAGUUUAGAGUGAUGGGAUUGUGGAGAUUACUUUUAUCGUUUGUACCUACAAUACUAGCACCCCUAUCUUGUUUCAUUAUCUUUGCGAUCAAAGCAACAGUGGACGGUUCGGAUCGUCCUACCGCAGGUGAAACCUUUUCGUCAUUAGCUAUUAUUUCGCUCCUUACCUCUCCUGCUUCGGACUUCCUGCAGUCUUUGCCUCAAAUUGGAAUGGCCACUGGCUGUCUAGAUAGAAUUCAGGUCUUCCUGCUUUCUGUUCCUCGGAGAGACGAUAGAAUAUCUUCGGAUUUGUCUAACACGGAGUCUAACACGGAAGAGGUUAUCUCUGAAGAACAGGGAAACGCGUUCGAGCUCAAACCCCUGCCAUCCAGAGUAUCAAUUUCGCCGGCGAUGAUCGUCCAAGACCUAUAUGUUCGACCAUCUGAGAAGUCGCCAGUCGCCUUGCAUGGCCUCAGCUUUCGCGUCAACAAAGGAUCUCUAGCCAUGAUUGUGGGAAUAGUUGGUUCAGGGAAGUCGACCCUUCUAAAAUCGAUCAUUGGGGAACUUAGAUGCGAAAGUGGAUCCAUUAGUGUUUCCAGCAAACGUGUUGCCUACUGCUCUCAAUCGUCAUGGCUCCCAAAUGCCACCGUCCGGCAGAUUGUCUGUGGGGUCCCUGAAGCUUCGUGCGAAGAUGCACUGUGGUACAAGACUGUUCUUCAUGCUUGUGCCUUCGAUGAAGAUGUAGCAAAGUUACCAAGUCUUGAUGAUACACUUAUUGGAAGUCGAGGUGUGACAUUAAGCGGUGGCCAAAAACAGCGACUAGCCCUAGCAAGGGCAGUCUACGCCAGGCGCGACGUGAAUAUUCUUGACGACGUGCUAAGUGCAAUUGACGCGAAAACCGAACGACUUGUUGUUGACCGACUGCUUGGAAACACUGGGCUCUUCAAAAAGCUUGGAUCUACUGUAGUAUUAGCCACCCACGCCGUUCGACAUCUGCCGCUUUCUGAUCAGAUUAUUGUUCUAGGUGCUGAUGGCAAUAUUGCUGAACAAGGAACCUUUAAGCAACUAAGAUCACAAGAUGGCUUUGUCAACAAAAUCAUCCUUUCGCCGGAACUCCUCCAGUCAAAAGAAAACCAGAAGAUUUCAGCCAACCCCUCGUCAAAUCAACCCUCAGGAGCCGCUCCCAAAUCUCUUAGAGGUCCCACAGCUAGUGAUACGGCUGAUUUGAGCCGUAGAAUAGGCGACAUUUCCGUUUAUAAGUAUUACCUUCAUGCCAUUGGUUGGAAGAAUGUUACUGUUAGCAUUGUUACCUCUGUCAUCUACAUGUUCUGCACAAUAUUUCCUCCUUUGUGGUUGACCUGGUAUGCCAAUGGCACGGUCUCAAGUCUGCCGCUUUUCAUCAGCAUUUACGCCGUAUCUGCAGUUAUAGCACUCUGUGCAAUUGCGCUGGUUUUAUUUAACUUAUACAUGCGUAUCACACCGGAAUCUGGGGCUCGAUUACAUGAAGUCCUGCUUCGAUCGGUGAUGGGGGCUCCCCAGUCGUUUUUCGACGAAACAGACUCUGGGAUUACAUUGAAUCGCUUCAGUCAAGACAUGACUAUCAUAGACGGCCAAUUGCCUAUAUCAGCAGUGUUGUCAUUUUCAUCUGCUUUACGAUGUCUGGGUGCAAUGGCUCUCAUUGCUGUCGGUUCGACCUACAUGGCUAUUACAUGUCCAGCUCUAAUACUCGCAAUCUAUUUUUUGCAGAAGUACUACCUACGAACUUCGAGACAGCUAAGGUUUCUUGAUUUGGAGUGUAAGAGUCCUCUGUAUACUCAUUUUGCAGAGACACUAGAGGGUCUCUCAACUAUUCGUGCUUUCGGUUGGCAAGAAAGCUUCAUUUCAGAGAAUUUGGAACGACUGGACAACUCUCAACGGCCUUAUUAUAUGCUCUAUUGUAUACAGAGAUGGCUCAAUCUCGUGCUACAGCUUCUUAUUACUGUUAUGGUUGUGAUUGUCAUGGCACUGGCUACGAGUCUGACCAACACCACGAGUGGUGGCCAACUGGGAAUAUCACUUAGCUCUGUGAUAUCUUUCAAUUCAACUCUCGCCAUUUUGCUGCUGUUCUGGACUCAGUUAGAGACAUCUUUAGGCGCAAUUGCGCGACUGAAAGGUUUUGAGGAAGGGACACUGUCAGAAAAUAAGCCUCAGGAAACUUUCGUACCUAAUGAGGAGUGGCCGGGUUCCGGUGCUAUCGAAUUCAAGAAUGUCUCCGCAUCAUAUGGGCAAGGCGCACCAGCCCUUCAAGAUAUUUCUUUUCGUAUCAACGCCGGAGAGAAAAUAGGCAUCUGCGGUCGAACCGGAAGUGGGAAAUCUUCACUCCUCUCGGUUCUUCUCCGUAUAAUCGAUAUCGAUUCCGGUUCUCUCACUAUCGAUGGUCUAGACCUAGAACUCAUUCGUCGCGAAACAAUACGGUCCCGUCUCAUCACCAUACCCCAAGACCCAUUUAUUCUCUCCGGAUCGGUCCGCCUCAAUGCCGACCCAAGCGGCAACGCGGGUGACGAAUCCAUCAUCGCAGCUCUGGCAAAGGUUGGGCUCUGGGACAUUCUGGAAUCUCGAGGCGGUCUCGAGGCAAAUAUGAAUACCAACCCGUUGUCUCAAGGCCAACUGCAGAUUUUCUGCCUCGCGAGGGCCAUGUUAAGAACCGGAAAGGGAAAGAUCUUGGUACUAGAUGAGGCAACGAGUAGUGUUGAUUCGGAGACGGACCUACUGAUGCAGAGACUGAUCCGAGAGGAGUUCAGUGAGUGUAUUGUGUUGACAGUUGCACAUCGACUGGACACGAUCAUGGACUCGGACCGGGUGAUUGUUUUGGAUGCUGGGAGACUGGUGGAGAUGGGAAGCCCAGAGGAAUUGAUGAAGCGUGAAGGGGCAUUCUGGGGGCUGAGAGGAGGAAGUCAUAAUGAUUGA